CAGCGGCUUCACAUCCGGGCGGCUCCUUCGCUCCUCUUCAGUCGCGAUCCGGUUCCCUUCCCGGCGCCGCUUUGGACCACCGGGGAGUUCUGUGGCUGCAGAAGAAGCCCCCAGGAUCCCGGGCCCCUGUCCGUUAGGCGCCUGAUACCCCCCCUACCCCCCCCUACCCCCUUCCCCCCUUUUACCCCAACGAGUCGCCGCUUCCCGGCUCAGCCGUUCGCACAUGACGCGGGCUCCGCUGAUGGUGGUGCGCGGCGCCGAGCGCUCCCCGUCGGUGCGACACCUCCGCGCGGAAGUAGCAUCGCUGACUAACGUCAGCUAACAGCAUCGCUCUCUCUGCUGCGCCCCCCAUCAUCAUCAUCAUCAUCAUCAUCAUCAUCCCCCUCUCCCUCCGGUCGACCCCCGCUACCGAUCAGUCUCAUCAACAGCUGAUUGAUAGCUCACACUGGACCACGGAGGGCAACCCCUCCUCCCCGAGAGUCCAUCGGACAGCGCAGGAAGACCCCCCGACCCCCAACUAACGUUUCGGAUUUAGGGCCCGAAACGACAGUUGCCUAAGAGUUCUAACCCGUGAUAUUGAAAUCCGAGACACCCCUUCACCCUCCUCCACGGUGGCCUUUUGGGGGUCCGUUUCCUCUCUACCUCAUCAUCCCGAUGGCUGCCAGCCUCUGUGUGUAACCCCCCACGCCUCCACCGAUACCGGGCUGCUCGCUGCUGCUACUGCUUCUGACAAUCCGACCACGGGGCGCUGCACGGCGGGCAGUGAUUGCGGCUAUCCCCGGCGGACAUCUCCGGUUCUCUCUUCCCCCCCCCUUCCUCCUCCUCAGUCCGAUCCCCAGCAGACACAGCCCCCGAGCCAUGCCGGGUCCGGUGGCUGGUAGCAAGUCCCGUGUGUAUACAGACGCCAACACUCUGAAGAGCCGGGAGUACUGGGACUACCAGGCCCACGUGCCCAACUGGAACAACCAGGAGGACUACCAGCUGGUCCGCAAACUGGGCAGAGGGAAGUACAGCGAGGUGUUCGAGGCCAUCAACAUCACCAACAACGAGAAGAUGGUGGUCAAGAUCCUGAAGCCGGUCAAGAAGAAGAAGAUCAAGCGAGAGAUCAAGAUCCUGGAGAACCUUCGAGGGGGAACCAACAUCAUCCGACUGGUGGACGCGAUCAAAGACCCAGUGUCCAGAACCCCAGCACUCGUCUUUGAAUGCAUCAAUAACACAGACUUCAAGGAGUUGUACCAGAAGUUGACGGAUUAUGAUAUCCGUUUCUAUAUGUAUGAACUACUGAAGGCUCUGGACUACUGUCACAGUAUGGGAAUCAUGCACCGUGACGUCAAACCCCACAAUGUGAUGAUCGACCACCAGUUGAGAAAGCUGCGCCUUAUAGACUGGGGCUUGGCAGAGUUCUACCACCCAUCCCAGGAGUACAACGUCAGAGUGGCCUCACGAUACUUUAAAGGGCCCGAACUCCUGGUGGACUACCAGAUGUAUGAUUACAGCCUAGACAUGUGGAGCUUGGGCUGUAUGCUGGCCAGUAUGAUUUUUCAGAAAGAACCUUUCUUCCAUGGACAAGACAACUACGACCAGCUGGUGCGAAUUGCCAAAGUCCUGGGGACGGACGAGCUGUUCGGCUACCUGCGCAAAUACCACAUCGAACUGGACCCGCGCUUCAAAGACCUGCUGGGACAGCAGAGCAGGAAGCGCUGGGAGCAGUUUGUGCAGACGGAGAACCAGCACUUGGUGAGUCCUGAAGCUCUAGACCUGCUGGACAAGCUGCUACGCUACGACCACCAACAGAGGCUGACCGCCACAGAGGCCAUGGAGCACGCUUACUUCUACCCUGUAAUAAAGGAGCAGUCUCUGUCAAACUCUGACAACAACAUGGUAUCCAGUGGCAACACUAUGGCGCGAUGAAACACAGAUGGAGGAGGAGGAGGAGGAGGAGGAGGAGGAGGAGGAGGAGGAGGAGGAGGAGGAGGAGGAGGAGGAGGAGGAGGAGGAGGAGGAGGAGGAGUUCUUUGACCAGUUACACCCUCUUCACUGAUACGUACACGCACACACACACACACACACGACUCAUCGAUAUAAGCACACUUCGAUACAAACUGACUUUUAAAGACAAUUCAAUCCCUUCUCUUCUUCCUCUCUCUGUCGUCCCUCCUUUUAUAUGUUCCCCGUUUGUUUGCAUAAGCAUGGAGAUGAACAGUACACCCCCCCUCCCCCGACCUGUUCAUCCAUCUCCGUCUGCCCCCCUUCCCCCGACUCUCCUCAUCCUGUACCCCGACAGGCACUAGUCCAGCUCUGAACGUGGCAUGGUGGACUCUCUCUAGAUAGAAUGAUGAUAAUAAUAUUAAUGACAAAUAAAUGAUUUUUAUUUAGA
Cyclopterus lumpus (lumpfish) is the source of this 2377-nucleotide messenger RNA. RefSeq names its product casein kinase 2, alpha prime polypeptide b (gene csnk2a2b). Gene Ontology annotation, biological process: regulation of chromosome separation; protein phosphorylation. NCBI's taxonomy places the organism in Eukaryota, Metazoa, Chordata, Actinopteri, Perciformes, Cyclopteridae. Gene Ontology annotation, cellular component: nucleus; protein kinase CK2 complex; cytosol. The transcript has 12 exons. The record is from RefSeq and is a predicted model, not a curated record. Gene Ontology annotation, molecular function: ATP binding; protein serine/threonine kinase activity. The coding region runs from base 859 to 1911 and encodes 350 amino acids.